AUGGAGGAAGAACUCAUCAGUGAAAUGGGAAAUGAUCUAAAGAAAGUAGAUAGCAAAAAAAUAGAUCCUCAGGAGAUGGAGCAGAACGGUAAGGAUUCAGAGCAUGGAAAAAAAGUCAAUAAACAGAAUGAGGAAUCGGAAGAGGAUAAGAUAGAAUUAGUCUUAGAUAAGUUUGAGAGUAAAGGAGAUAAAAAUCCCAUAGAUAACAAAGAGGAAGGAGAUAAUUUCAACCUUGUAUCAAAUUCUCAGGAUCUGGACAAAGAUAUAGAUUGGUUCCAGGAGGCCCAACCCGAUAAUAUUCUGGAUCAAGGGCUGUCGGAAAUCUCUUUAGUUUCCCCAGCAAAAGUAAAGUUGACCUUUCUGGAGGAAAAAGGUCCAAAAUGGGGAGAUGAGGAAGACAUCAGAAAGGCACUAGGGAAGAGUGAAACAAAGCAAGAGGAAGAAGAAGAAAAAAAUACAAGAUAUGAGACUACGGAGAGUGAAGCUAGUGGAUUCAACUUUGAAUCGGAGACUGAGGGAGAAUUGAAAGGGACUAGAAAAAAAGGGAGGAAUAAGGCUAAGAGGAAAAGGAUUGUGGUGGACUCAGACAUGUCAAAGUCUGAUACUGAAUCUUUAGAGAAAAAAAAUUUUAAAACAAAGAAAGGAAAAGUCACUAGAAAGCAGACUCAGAAGAAGAACACUAAAAAGGGUAACAAAAAAGACAUCAGCCAUAUUCUGGUGGAUUCUGAAGAGGAUGUUGAUGAAAACAAGAAGGUUGAGGAUAAGGAUAAAGAAGGGGAGGUUGACCCGAUAAUGGGCAACAAUGAGGUUUUGAAUACCACAAGUCUGCAGAAGGAGGAUAAAGGGGAUAAAAGUGAUAUUGGUGACAAUGAUACCAUAAAGCUUUCUGUGAGACCAUUGCUACCAUGGUGA
Molecule: messenger RNA, 912 nt
Organism: Cryptomeria japonica (Japanese cedar)
Lineage: Eukaryota; Viridiplantae; Streptophyta; Pinopsida; Cupressales; Cupressaceae
Exons: 2
Coding region: 1-912 (303 amino acids)
Source: RefSeq, a predicted model, not a curated record